Aureobasidium vineae is the source of this 396-nucleotide messenger RNA. The record is from the annotation of a GenBank genome assembly. Lineage: Eukaryota; Fungi; Ascomycota; Dothideomycetes; Dothideales; Saccotheciaceae.
AUGGCACCCAAGGCUAAGCCCGCCCGCGUCCAGGAGAACGUCCAGCUCGGUCCUCAAACCCGUGAGGGUGAGCUCGUUUUCGGCGUUGCUCGCAUCUUCGCUUCCUUCAACGACACCUUCGUCCACGUUACCGAUCUUUCCGGCCUCCUCCCCUACGCCGCCAUGUUGGCCGCCCAGGAUGUUGCCGCCCGCUGCAAGGAGCUCGGCAUCACUGCCCUCCACAUCAAGAUCCGCGCCACCGGUGGUAACGGCACCAAGACCCCUGGCCCCGGUGCCCAGUCCGCUCUCCGCGCCCUGGCCCGUGCCGGUAUGAAGAUCGGCCGCAUCGAGGAUGUUACCCCCACCCCCUCGGACUCUACCCGCAGAAAGGGUGGUCGCCGUGGUCGUCGUCUGUAG